Messenger RNA from Micromonas pusilla CCMP1545, 417 nucleotides. RefSeq lists its product as uncharacterized. Lineage: Eukaryota; Viridiplantae; Chlorophyta; Mamiellophyceae; Mamiellales; Mamiellaceae. The transcript has a single exon. Bases 1 to 417 code for a protein of 138 amino acids. The record is from RefSeq and is a predicted model, not a curated record.
AUGCCGCUCCCUCCCCGUCCGAACCUCGGGGGCAAGGUCGCGAUCGUGACCGGCGCGUCCAGAGGCAUCGGGCGCGAGUGCGCGCUCGCGCUCGCGCGCGCGGGAUGCGCGGUCGUGGUCGCCGCGAAGAGCGCGACGCCGCAGCCGACGCUGCCGGGGACGAUCUAUACGGUCGCGGACGAGAUAAAGGCGCUCGGCGGCGACGCGCUGCCGGUCGUCCUGGACUUACGGGAUGAAAACGCAUGCAUCGCGUGCGUUUCCAAGACCAUAGAGACGUACGGCAGGGUGGACGUUCUGGUGAACAACGCAUCCGCGCUGUGGUGGCAUUCCAUCACGGAGACGCCGACGAAGAAGUACGACCUGAUUCAGAGCAUCAACGCGCGCGGGGCGUUCAUCAUGUGCGUAGUCGGUGACUGA